Messenger RNA from Baudoinia panamericana UAMH 10762, 639 nucleotides. RefSeq lists its product as uncharacterized. The coding region runs from base 1 to 639 and encodes 212 amino acids. NCBI's taxonomy places the organism in Eukaryota, Fungi, Ascomycota, Dothideomycetes, Mycosphaerellales, Teratosphaeriaceae. Gene Ontology annotation, molecular function: nucleic acid binding. The transcript has 2 exons. The record is from RefSeq and is a predicted model, not a curated record.
AUGACUGACCUCGACGACGAUGAAUACGAGAUUCCUCUGCGCGACCAGCGCUACUUCGGCUCUGGUGUAAAGCGCAAGCGCAUUCAGUUCGUACCCUCUACACCCGGGACUAGCAUACGAAGCUUACCAUCACCAUCGGUAGCAUCCGCGGCGGAUAGAUACCUUGCCAUUGUGCUGAAAAGGCCACAAGUAGCAACGACUGCGCAUGAGGAGAACCUAUGCGACAUUUGCCACCUUCCAGUAGCCGUAUCCGAUGCCACCCGUCACAAGACUAGCAUAGCGCAUCAGGUCUGCCUCCAGCACUCGCACCCGCCAUCAGACGUUGACCGUACACGCAAAGGCCUCGCCGUGCUCGAGAGGCAGGGAUGGGAUCCUGACAGUAGGCUUGGACUGGGUGCAGCAGGUGAUGGACGCUUGCACCCAGUCAAAGCCGUCGAGAACGCAGAUAGGCUAGGCUUGGGUGCAAAUCGUGAGAAGGUUAAGAAGUCGGAAAGGCCUGCGAAAUUAGACGCUGGCAAGGUGAAAUUACUGGAGAAGGCGAAGCAGAAGGAAGCUGAAGCAUUGAGGAAUGCUUUCUAUCGGAGUGAGGAGGUGGAGAGGUACCUGGGCCAGCAAGACCGAGGGGCCGAACUGCCGUGA